UCCAACAACCAUUGAACGAGCUCUGUUAACUAUACCGCGCAGCUUCACCGUUUCUUCACGGAAGAAGCCUCCCUCUCUGCCUCGCUGUGUGUAUUAUUACACUCUUUGCUCGCUAUCUUUAGUCGGACAUAUCAUUAGUGAACAGUUUUACGGCUUGAAGGAGAGAAAACGUUGGGACAAGCUGAAUAGAAGGAGCAGGCGGAAAGGAUCGAGAGAGAGAGAGAGAGAGAUAAAGAGGUCACCGUGCCCUGUCUGCAUUUCGCUCUCACCACGCCAUGAAGAUGCAGAGAAUAUCCGAGGUGGUGCUGCUGAUGGCCGGGGUUGCAGUGGGGCUGUGUGCCUGUCACACAGUGAAAGUGAACAAACACAAGCCAUGGAUUGAGACGUCAUACCAUGGGGUAAUCACAGAGAACAUGGACAUCGUCCUACUGGACCCUCCCCUGGUGGCCCUGGACAAAGACGCCCCCGUGCCCUACGCAGGGGAGAUCUGUGCGUUUAAGAUCCAUGGUCUGGAGGCUCCGUUCGAGGCAGUGGUACUGAAUGGGACAUCUGGUGAGGGCCAGCUGAGAGCCAGGGGCCCGGUGGACUGUGAGCUGCAAAAGGAGUACACCUUUAUCAUCCAGGCCCAUGACUGUGGAGCAGGACCUGGGGGCACCGGGGGGAAGAAGUCACACAAGGCAGUGGUACACAUCCAGGUGAAUGAUGUGAAUGAGUUCUCUCCAGUGUUCCGGGAGGCCCAGUACCACGCGGCGGUGACAGAGGAGAAGAUCUAUGACAACAUCCUGCAGGUGGAGGCUACAGACCAGGACUGUUCUCCUCAGUACAGCCAGAUCUGUAACUACCAGAUCACCACCUCCAACACACCCUUCGCCAUCGACCGCAAUGGUAACAUCAGGAACACAGAGAAGCUGAGCUUUGAUAAGCAGCAACAGUAUGAGGUCCUGGUCACAGCCUUCGACUGUGGACAGAAGAGAUCCACAGAGAGCGUGGCGGUACACAUUGACGUUAAACCUGUCUGCAAACCUGGCUGGCAAGGCUGGAACAAAAGAGUGGACUAUGAGCCAGGCACAGGCAGCAAGCAGUUGUUUCCCAAGAUGCAUCUGGAGACGUGUGGAGGGCCUCUCUCCUCAGUGAGGACCAUGGUGGAGCUACAGACCAGCCAUAUUGGGAAGGGCUGCGACCGGGAGACCUACUCUGAGAAGUCUCUGCAGAAACUCUGUGGGGCCUCGUCGGGCAGCACAGACCUUCUCCCUGCUCCCAGCGUCUCCACCAAUUGGACUGCGUCCCUUGUGACAGACAGUGGGCGGGACAGCGACCUCAUCUUCCGGUUUGACGGGCGGCAUGCAGCAAAGAUUCCUGACCAGAUGGUACCACAGAACCUGACGGAUCAGUUCACAAUCGCCACGUGGAUGAAGCAUGGACCCACUCCUGGACUGAGGGCGGAGAAAGAGACCCUGCUCUGCAACUCUGAUAAGACAGAGAUGAACAGACACCACUACUCCCUUUACGUCCAUAACUGUCGUCUGGUCUUCCUGCUCCGGAGAGACUUCACCCAGGUGGACACCUUCAGACCUGCAGAGUUCCACUGGAAACUGGAGCAGAUCUGUGAUAAGGAGUGGCACUAUUACGUCAUUAACGUGGAGUUUCCUGUGGUGACACUCUACGUGGACGGAGUGACCUACGACCCUUACCUGGUGACAGACGAUUGGCCGAUCCACCCAUCUCAGAUUGACGUGCAGCUUACUUUGGGUGCCUGCUGGCAAGGUGGUGAGGUGACGAUGCCGCGGUUCACUCAGUACUUCCGGGGCAGUCUGUCAGGGCUGACCAUCAGGCCAGGGAAGAUAGAGAGCCAGAAGGUAAUCUCCUGUCUACAGGCCUGUAAGGAAGGACUGGACAUCAACUCACUGGAGAGCCUGGGCAAGGGCAUCAAGUUCCACUUCAACCCAGCCCAGUCGAUCCUGGUGAUGGAGGGCGAGGAUCUGGAGAACAUGAACGCUGCUCUGAGGAAGGUCUCCUACAUCAACUCCCGCCAGUUUCCCACACCGGGCAUCAGACACCUGCACAUCUCAACCUCAGUACAGUGUUUUGGGGAGGACACGUGUAUCUCCAUCCCGGACAUCGAUGCAGUGGUGAUGGUGCUGCAGCCCAGUGAACCCAGGAUCACCAUAGCUGGGGUGGACAGACUGACCAGGCCAGCAGCUGACCUCAGAGGACCAGCCGGACUCACUCUGUUCCAGGACCUCCACAUCAUCAGUACUGUCACCAAGGGAGACACAGCCUCACACCAUACAGCGGGCAGGCUGGGGGUCCAGGAGGAGAUCAUCCAUAACCUGGACUACUGUGACAUCCUGGUGCUGGGGGAGGAGCUGAGGCCAGAGCAGGAGAGUCUCCAGCUGCAGCGUAGCACCCUGCUGGGGAAACACCUGGACACCACCAACUCCACCUCCGGCAUGUCUAUAUACGGCGUGGACUCCAUGUCCAACUAUGAGCAGGUGAUCAGACAGGUGCAUUACCACAACUGGCACCCCACCCAGACCCCAGACAGGAAGUUCCGUCUCACCUGCUCCGAGCUCAACGGACGCUACACCAGCAAUGAGUUCACCCUGGAGAUCAGUGUACUCCACAAAUCAGAGGCUGGGGAGCAUGUCAAUCAAAUGGUAGCCCCGCCCCAGUACAUGCAAGUGGUUCAUCAUCCGGCCAUGGUCCACAGUCUAUACCCCACACACGGUUCAGGUAAGACUGUAGAAUCAUCAGUCUAUACCCCACACACAGCUCACUAUAGAAUCAUCAGUCUAUACCCCACACACAGCUCACUACAGAAUCAUCAGUCUAUACCCCACACACAGCUCACUACAGAAUCAUCAGUCUAUACCCCACACACAGCUCACUACAGAAUCAUCAGUCUAUACCCCACACACAGCUCACUACAGAAUCAUCAGUCUAUACCCCACACACAGCUCACUACAGAAUCAUCAGUCUAUACCACACACACAGCUCACUACAGAAUCAGUCUAUACCCCACACACAGCUCACUACAGAAUCAGUCUAUACCCCACACACAGCUCACUACAGAAUCAUCAGUCUAUACCCCACACACAGCUCACUAUAGAAUCAUCAGUCUAUAUCCCACACACAGCUCACUACAGAAUCAGCAGUCUAUACCCCACACACAGCUCACUACAGAAUCAGCAGUCUAUACCCCACACACAGCUCAGGUAGGACUUAACCAUCAAGCCUGAUAAUUCUGUUCCAGACCAACAUUAGCACACCUAAUUCAAUGAAUCAGAGCAGUUGAUGAGUUGAAGUGGGUGUGUUCAUAGAUCUUCAGGACUAGGAUCUUCAGAACCCAGUGAGUCCACUCUAUAGCUAGCACAGAGACAGUGACACAUCUUAGUUAAAAAACAGAGAGAGAGGCUGGUGAAAAAGACCCUACAGAUCUCAAUCUUGAACAUCGCCUACCAAUUUCUGCUUUCUGUUAAUUAUUCAUUCAACCCUAAUGGAUGGCUUAGUGUCCUGGGGAGUUCUGUGCCCUACCACUGCUUUUAAGAGGUUGGGAAAGAGCAGGUGUGUGUGUGUUUGUUAAGAAACUGGACUACAGUAUAAGUGGAGAAGGGGGAAAACUGUGUGUGCAUGUGUAAAUAGCUACUAUUGUUGAAGAGAGAGAGAUGCAGAAUUCUGCAAAAAUAUCCUCCGUGUACAACGUGGAACACCAAAUAAU
Oncorhynchus mykiss (rainbow trout) is the source of this 3718-nucleotide messenger RNA. RefSeq names its product calsyntenin-2. The record is from RefSeq and is a predicted model, not a curated record. Gene Ontology annotation, molecular function: calcium ion binding. Gene Ontology annotation, biological process: homophilic cell-cell adhesion; positive regulation of synaptic transmission; positive regulation of synapse assembly. Gene Ontology annotation, cellular component: postsynaptic membrane; cell surface. Lineage: Eukaryota; Metazoa; Chordata; Actinopteri; Salmoniformes; Salmonidae.